AUGGCGUUUUUCCUUCCACGCGGCCUUCGCUGCGGGCAACUCGGAGCUCGAUGCUUCAGUCAGAGGCCGCGCUUCAGCCUGGUGGUGGAUGGCAUGGAGAUUUGCCGGCACAGCACCGGGCUUUCAGGGGCGUUUCAGAGGCACCGAUGGCCAGAAGGCGAUGUCUUCGGGCCGAAGCACUUCGAAGGCCUCCGGGCAGCCUUGACGCGCCACGGCGAGCUGCGGAAGGGCUAUGUCUGUGCGCAGAAGGGAACUCGCUGGACUCCGCGAGACCUCCAGGGCUUGGAACUCAUCUCUGUGCCACGUCGUGCGGGCGGCAAGGAUCCCAAUGACAUUGCCAUUAGCCUGGAAGCUGCCCGGCUGGUCUUUCAGGAGAAUGUGGAUGCCAUUGCGCUUGCUGCCGCAGAUUUGGACUUUUUGUACUUGGUGGAAGUCUUGCAACGCCACGGGGCACGGGUUCUGGUCCUCUUGCCGCGCCAAUGCAACGCGGGCGUUGCACGGGCCUUUCGAGAGACGGCAGAGGUGGAAUGGUUCUCUUUUGCAGAAGAAGCUGAACGACAGCCAAAGAAGAAGAUGCUGCUGUCGUCCAAGCGCUGCAGCAGUGUCUUUGAAGACCUGAAAGCUGAAGACUUCGACCAUGGCGAGGUCGGCCUGGAGAUGAUGGACCAGCUGCGAGCCAUGCUCUUGGACUGGGGAUAUUUGGAAGAUCAGACACAAGCGCUCUUGCCGGCGGUGGCGAAGUUUGCGGUCUUACACGAACUCGAGGAUUUCCCUUUGUGGCCCAAGAGCUUGGCUUAUACCCAGCUGGCGAAGGUCAUCUCCAAGCAUGGCGUUUGGAAGCGGAAUGACCAUCGCCUGAUUUUCGUGCUUCCCUGUGGCCCAGCCACUGCCAGCAAGAAGUGGUUGGAGGCCUGUGGCUCCUCGAAAGCCGUCAGCUACGUGCGGGCGGGGGGCGCCUUCCUGCUGCGCGAGUCGGAGGCGGUGGCGCUGGAGGUCCUGCAGAGGCUCGGGUACUAUGGCGACAUGAAUGAGGACCUCAGUGAAGCCAUUGACAUCUUUGCCAGCAUGAAAUCCAAUGACCAGGCCCUUCAAGUCUCCGGGCUCUCCAUCAAGCCCCACUUUUCAGUGCACCGGAAGAUGGCCUUGCUGCACGCAGCCUUGGUCUCUCCUCGAGUGCACGGCGAAUGGCACAUUGCACCCGGCGACGACCUGGCGCGGCGCUUCUUAGUGGCGCGAGGGCUGCUGGCUGGUGGACAGGGGGCCGAUCGGAAAGAGGUGUGGAGAGCUUUGGAAAGCUUCCUGGAGCAGUCAGAGCUUCCAAGGCCCAGGAGCUACAACGCAGCGGUGAAGCAGUUGAACCUCCUUUUGAGCUCGGAGGAUCCCAGUUCCCGGUCCCCCCGGGUCCCCCGGGUGGACCCCCCGCGGCAGCGGUCCCCGCGCGCGGUGCACGGUGAACCGAAAAGCGGCCAGCGGUUGGCCGAUGACGACGGCCGUCUGAGGGGGGAAGGGUGGUGGGAUCGGUUUGAAAGAGAGGACUCAGGACGGACAGAUUUGGGUUUGUAG
Molecule: messenger RNA, 1563 nt
Organism: Durusdinium trenchii
Lineage: Eukaryota; Dinophyceae; Suessiales; Symbiodiniaceae
Source: the annotation of a GenBank genome assembly